CGUGAUCGUGUUCCUCUGCCCUGCGGAGCUGUUACAUGAAAACCAACACAUCAUAUCAUCCGUCUGCAUGUGAGUUUGCAGGUCGUUUCACCUGAUCGCUCCACGCAGACACCAUGAAACUCAUCAUACUCAACGACUAUGACCAGGUCAGCGAAUGGGCUGCCAAAUACAUCAGAAACAGGAUUAGAAAAUUCAAUCCAGGUCCUGACAGAUUCUUCACUCUCGGACUUCCCACAGGAAGCACUCCCCUCGGAUGCUACAAGAAACUUAUCGAGUAUCACAAGAGGGGAGAAGUAUCUUUCCAAUAUGUGAAAACGUUUAAUAUGGAUGAGUAUGUAGGACUUCCUAGAGAACAUCCUGAAAGUUAUCACUCAUUUAUGUGGAACAACUUCUUCAAGCAUAUUGACAUCCGAGCAGAGAACACUCAUAUCUUGGACGGCAACGCGUCCAAUCUAGAGAAAGAAUGUCAGGACUUUGAAGCCCAGAUCAAAGCUGCUGGAGGAAUUGAACUUUUUGUUGGCGGUAUUGGACCUGACGGUCACAUCGCCUUCAAUGAGCCCGGUUCUAGUCUUGUGUCCCGAACACGUGUUAAGACUUUAGCCAUGGACACGAUCCUGGCUAAUGCACGUUUCUUUGAUGGAGAUCUUUCUAAAGUCCCCACCAUGGCUCUCACUGUUGGUGUUGGUACGGUCAUGGAUGCUCGGGAGGUCAUGGUACUUAUCACGGGUGCUCAUAAAGCAUUUGCCCUCUAUAAAGCCAUAGAAGAGGGAGUAAAUCACAUGUGGACUGUAUCAGCUUUCCAGCAGCAUCCUCAGACUGUAUUUGUGUGUGAGGAAGAUGCCACACAGGAGCUGAGGGUCAAAACGGUCAAGUAUUUCAAAGGCAUGAUGCAUGUGCACAAUAAGAUGGUGGACGAGCUAUAGAUCUACAGUCAAGAGAAGAAUCUACACAGAUUUCGCAGUUUAGCAAUGUUGUGUUUUUGAUCACAUUUAGUUCUUUUUCAUUUUUUGAUAAAGUUUAUACUUUGUUAUUAAACAUACCUGAUUUUGAAUAAUGAAUAUUAUACUACUUAUUACACAGUCACAAUGGAAUAAUAUAGUGAAUAAGUGGCACAUUAUUGAUAAACUGGUGUUUGAAGGGAAUUACUUGUGUGUCUCAUUUCUACACAACAGUAUACUGUACUGUACUGUAUUUAUUUUUAACUGACAGGAUGUGUUUUCUAUCAUGUGCUUACAAAAUAAAAACCGUUUCAGUAUCUCAC
Triplophysa rosa is the source of this 1261-nucleotide messenger RNA. It is a transcript of the gene gnpda1, whose product is annotated as glucosamine-6-phosphate deaminase 1. Bases 114 to 923 code for a protein of 269 amino acids. The record is from RefSeq and is a predicted model, not a curated record. Gene Ontology annotation, cellular component: cytoplasm. NCBI's taxonomy places the organism in Eukaryota, Metazoa, Chordata, Actinopteri, Cypriniformes, Nemacheilidae. Gene Ontology annotation, biological process: N-acetylneuraminate catabolic process; carbohydrate metabolic process; N-acetylglucosamine catabolic process. The transcript has 7 exons. Gene Ontology annotation, molecular function: glucosamine-6-phosphate deaminase activity; identical protein binding.